Messenger RNA from Paramecium octaurelia, 1098 nucleotides. Lineage: Eukaryota; Ciliophora; Oligohymenophorea; Peniculida; Parameciidae. The record is from the annotation of a GenBank genome assembly.
GUUGAAUGUUAAUUUAAUGAACUGUGCUAUGAAUGUGUACUCGCUAAACAUUAUGAUCAUUUAAAUGAUUGCUUAAGCAUUGAUGAAAUUUAAAAAGUGAUGAAUUAUUUUAAAAUUCGCUUCAAUACUACUAAUGGAAUUGAAACUAAUUAAUUGUACUUUGUCAAUUUAUCAAUAAUUUAGGUAAUAUGAUCCCAAUUCAGUAAUAAUCUUAGAAAUUGAAAAAAAAAUAUUUAAUAAAUCUCCAUUAGAAAUUUCUCAAUAUAUUGGUUAUAUCAGAUAAUACAGAAAGAUAUAUGAGGAGGAAGGCCAAUAGAUACAAAAUAUCAAUACAGAAAUAUAUGAUUUUAACAAGAAGACAAAAAUAAAAUAAAUUGAAUUAGAAAUUAAUGAUAAAAGUAAUUGAAUUCUCAAUUGAUUUAGAUUAACAUGAGAUCAUAAUAACAAAUGAUCUAAAGCAUACAGCGAUCAAAAAGAUUGCGCUUGAUUCUGUAGAUGAUAGUUCAGAAAAAUAAUCUAAUUUUGAUAAUUUGAAUAAGAGUAAUAUUUCUCAUAACCAAUUUGGGUAAUCAAAAGUGAAAGAAGAUCUUUAAGUAAGAGACAAAUCAUAUUAAGAGUAUUUUAAUAAAGGUAUCAAAACGUAUAAAUUAGGUUUACAAUUAGCACGACUUCAUAAUUAUAAGGAAGCUAUUGAAAUGUAUGAUGAAGUAAUUAAAAUAAAUUCUAAUUAUUUUCCUGCUUUAAAUAAUAAAGGUAUUUUAUUAAGAAUCAUUUAGGAUUAUUACUAUUAAGAUUAAAUUAAUAUCAAGAAGCAGUACGAUAUUUUGAAUAAACUAUACUCUUAUAGCCAAAUAAUGACCAAGUAUAUAAUAAUAUAGGUAUAAAAAUUGAAAAAUUAUUUAGGAAUUACAUUAAACAAACAACAUAAAUAUGAAGAAGCAUUAAACAGUUUUAAUAAAGCUAUUUAGCUUAAUCCCUCUAAUUGGAAAGCUUUUCUUAAUAAAGGUAUUUCAGAUUAUGAUUAUUUGGUUGCACUUUGGAAAAUUUAGGUCUAUAUGAUCAAUCUCUGGAAUGUUAUGAUAAAGCCCUCGAAUUGAA